UGUGGAGCUCGCGCUGUAGUAAAUAAAUUGUACCAGAAGAUGGAGACGCCAAAGCUUGUGAACGUCCCAAAAGCUCCUCCAUUAGGUCGUAAUUUAUAAACGCUGUCGUAAGGGACUUAGACACGCCCCUUUCAUCAAACCACGCCCUUCGCUGAUCUUCACCGGUGUGCACGCCACGCGCCCAUCUGACAUGGAGGAGAGUGGCGCCGUCGCCUCAGUUUCACACGAAAAGAUGAUGUGCGAGGUGAUGCCCACGAUCAGCGAAGACACAGCGCUGAGUCAGCGCGGGUCCCAGAGCAGCGCCUCUGACCCAGACUCCCACUUUGAGCAGUUGAUGGUGAACAUGCUGGACGAGAGGGACCGUCUACUGGACACCCUACGAGAAACACAGGAGAGCCUCGCCCUUUCCCAACAACACCUCCAGGAUGUCAUUUACGACCGGGACUCACUGCAGCGUCAGCUCAGCUCCGCACUGCCACAGGAGUUUGCCGCCCUGACGAAGGAGCUCAACGCCUGCAGAGAGCAGCUGCUGGAGAAGGAGGAGGAGAUAUCUGAGCUAAAGGCCGAGAGGAACAACACAAGACUGCUGUUGGAGCAUCUGGAGUGUUUGGUGUCAAGGCAUGAACGGUCUCUGCGCAUGACGGUGGUCAAACGUCAGGCUCAGUCUCCUUCUGGGGUCUCCAGCGAGGUGGAAGUCCUCAAAGCCCUCAAGUCUCUGUUCGAGCAUCACAAAGCACUGGAUGAGAAGGUACGAGAGAGAUUGCGGGUGUCAUUGGAGAGGGUCUCCGCCUUGGAGGAGGAGUUAACUGCAGCCAAUCAGGAGAUCGUAGCUUUAAGGGAGCAGAAUGCACACAUUCAGAGGAAGGUGGCAUCAGGAGAGGGGGCUGAGGAUUUGCUGGAGGGUACAGAUGCACAGAAAGUCCAUGGCAAGCGGUUGUCUAACGGGUCGAUGGAGUCCGGGGACGAGGCCAGUCAGGUUGUGGAGCUGCAGGAGCUGCUGGAGAAACAGAACUACGAGCUGGCGCAGAUGAAGGAGCGCAUGUCUUCGCUCUCCUCCCGCGUGUCCGAGGUGGAGCAGGAGCUUGAGACGGCCCGUAAAGACCUCAUCAAGACCGAAGACAUGAACAACAGGUUCCAGAGAGAUAUCAAAGAGGCUAUGUGUCAAAAGGAAGACAUGGAAGAACGGAUCGUGACGCUUGAGAAGCGCUAUCUCAGUGCCCAGAGAGAGUCCACGUCACUGCACGACAUCACAGACAAGCUGGAAAACGAACUGGCCAAUAAGGAGGCGUUCCUUAGACAGAUGGAAGAGAAGAACAGGCAGUUACAGGAGCGGCUGGAGCUGGCGGAACAGAAGCUCCAGCAGACAAUGAGGAAAGCUGAAACACUGCCUGAAGUUGAGGCCGAGCUCGCACAGAGGAUAGCAGCUCUCACCAAGGCGGAAGAGAGGCACGGCAGUAUCGAGGAGCGUAUGAGACAUUUAGAGGGACAGCUGGAAGAGAAGAACCAAGAGCUUCUAAGGGCCCGACAGAGAGAAAAGAUGAACGAAGAGCACAACAAGCGUUUGUCAGACACGGUGGACAGACUUCUAACCGAGUCAAAUGAGCGAUUACAGCUCCAUCUGAAAGAAAGAAUGUCCGCUCUCGAGGAGAAGAAUGUUUUGAUACAAGACUCUGAGAGUUAUAGGAAACAGUUAGAAGACUCCAUUCAAGAGAAGUCUCAUCUCUCAGAGGAGAUGGAGAAACUGAGAUCUGACUUGGAUCAGUACCGGUUGAGGGCUGGAUCCCUUACAGAGCCCACACUAUCACGGUCUCAUCUGGACGCAUCCGGAGACCUUCGCUAUUCUCUGGGCUCUCUGGCCGAGACGCAGUCAGACCACUAUCGCUCCACCAAGGUAACACGGAGGCCCCGGAGAGGACGCAUGGGACUUCGUAGGGAGGAACAGAAGGCGAAGUCUCUGGGAGAGCACGAAUGGCGAUCUCAGCAGCUUGGCAUUCUGGGAGGCCACCCAUUCGAGAGUGACACAGAGAUGUCAGAUAUCGAUGACGAUGACCGGGAGACCCUCUUCAGCUCAAUGGAUCUGCUGUCUCCUGGCGGUCAUUCCGAUGCUCAGACUCUGGCAAUGAUGCUGCAGGAACAGUUGGAUGCCAUCAAUAAAGAGAUCCGGCUGAUCCAGGAGGAGAAAGAGUCGACGGAACUGAGGGCAGAGGAAAUCGAGAACCGCGUGGCCAGCGUCAGCCUGGAGGGGCUGAAUUUGGCGCGGAUGCACCAUCCUGGAGCCUCCAUCACUGCCUCUGCCACCGCCUCAUCUCUUGCCUCCUCCUCCCCUCCCAGCGGACACUCCUCCCCUAAACUCACGCCCCGAAGCCCCGCCCGCGACAUGGAGCGAAUGGGCGUCAUGACCCUGCCCAGCGACCUAAGGAAACACAGGAGGAAGAUCGCAGCAGUGGACGAGGACGGUCGCGAGGACAAGGCCACCAUCAAAUGCGAGACCUCUCCACCCUCCACGCCUCGCCAAGUCCGCAUGACACACACGCUACCUGCUUCCUCUCACAAUGAUGCACGCCUGACAGCUGCAUUAGAGUCGGAGGCUCUGAGCAGUGUAGCCAGCAGUCAAGACUCCCUUCACAAGCAGCCAAAGAAGAAAGGAAUCAAGUCCUCCAUCGGUCGACUGUUCGGCAAGAAAGAGAAAGCCAGACUGGGACAGCUGGGAAAAGAAUUCAUGGGGCCAGGACAAGGAAACAUGUCCGAUCCUGAGCUUAUGGGUCAGGAUAUCGCUGUGGGAAAGCUAGGAACACAGGCGGAGAAAGACCGCCGCCUUAAGAAGAAGCACGAGUUGUUGGAAGAAGCCAGGAGGAAAGGAUUACCCUUUGCUCAGUGGGACGGCCCUACGGUUGUCUCGUGGUUGGAGCUGUGGCUGGGAAUGCCAGCGUGGUACGUGGCGGCAUGUCGUGCCAAUGUCAAAAGCGGUGCUAUUAUGUCGGCCCUUUCGGAUACCGAGAUCCAGAGAGAGAUCGGCAUCAGUAACCCGCUGCACCGUCUCAAACUACGCCUGGCCAUUCAGGAGAUGGUCUCGCUCACAAGCCCCUCCGCUCCACCCACGUCUAGAACCGCGUCGGGUAACGUGUGGGUAACCCACGAGGAAAUGCAGACCCUUGCCGCCCCCUCGAAAACGAAGUCCGAGUUGGAAGAGGGAAGCUGGUCACAGACACUCGCGUACGGUGACAUGAACCACGAGUGGAUCGGAAACGAGUGGCUACCCAGUCUAGGUCUACCUCAGUACCGCAGCUACUUCAUGGAGUGUUUGGUGGACGCACGCAUGCUGGACCACCUCACCAAGAAAGACCUCAGAGUGCAUUUAAAAAUGGUGGACAGCUUUCACAGAACCAGUCUCCAGUACGGCAUCAUGUGUUUGAAGAAGCUCAACUAUGACAGAAAAGAGCUGGAGAGACGCAGAGAGACUAGCCAGCAUGAAAUAAGAGACGUGCUAGCGUGGACUAACGAGCGCGUGAUUCGCUGGGUUCAAAGCAUCGGUCUCCGCGACUACGCCAACAUCCUGUUAGAGAGCGGCGUGCACGGAGCGCUCGUUGCGCUCGAUGACAACUUUGACUACAGCAGCCUGGCCCUCCUGCUGCAAAUCCCCAACCAAAACACUCAGGCUAGACAGAUUCUUGAAAGAGAAUACAACAACCUGCUGGCACUGGGAACGGAGAGACGGUUAGAUGAGUGCGAUGAAAAAGACUUCAGAGGGCCGUCGUGGAGGAGGCAGUUUCCUCCGAGGGACGUCCACGGGAUCAGCAUGAUGCCCGGCUCAGCAGAGACACUGCCCGCUGGCUUCCGUCUCACUGCCACCUCUGCGCAUUCGCGCCGACUGCCGCCAGAGGUCGGCCCGUCUGCGGUACAGCGUCUGGACACUUCCACUGUGAGGACCUACUCGUGUUGAGAGGAGAUAAAGACGUAAGCUGUGAGUCUUCAAUUCUCAAACAUUCUCAAACGCGGAAACACCCUAAAAGGAAUAGUUCGCCCAAAAAUGAAAAUUCACAUCUUUUUCUCACCCCGCCAUUCAAUCCUGUGCCACUUUCUUUCUUACGCAAAACACUAAGGACAUUUGGAACAAUGUUAAUAUCCGAACGACGUCAUCUACUUUAUGGACACAAAACCCAUGCGAGUCGAGCGGUACCAUAUAUUUUCACUUCUGAAGAACAAAUUACAGGACGGUGAGUACAUAAUGACAAGUCUUUACUUUUUGGGCGGACUGUACCUUCAGAGCCAAAAAAACCUGUCAGGCUUGCCACCAUUUAAACCCCUUAAGAAGGCAUCGCAAUCGCUAACGCAAAAACUAAAUACUGUCGAGAACGCCGCUGUCGUGACAUAAACUAGCUUUUAAAAGUUCCGUAAACCUUUCACCGCUCUCCCCAAAUCACAAAUUGCACCCCACCCAAUUCCCGUGUAAUGCCUAUCCGUUCUCGCAACUAAUUGUACACCUUUUGUGUUUCAGAUCAAUUUAGAAGAAGUACCUUCAAGUCGCCGGAAGAGUCGUUUGGCCUGCACGAACAAUUCCGAUGAGUCACACUGCCAAGAGAACAAAACAAGCCCCGGAGGACGGGGCGAGGAGGGGGGAACGGCGUGCCAGCCCCCCGCCCCCUCCACUGCACUUAACGAGCCGAGGCCCGAUCCGGGGCACCCCCCGCAGGUGCUACGCGCGCUCUCUCUCGCCCUUUCUACCUUUUACACCACGCCAAGCUCAUCCGGCUUAUGUACUGUGUAUUUCUUCUAAGUACAGCUGUAAAUUACUAUAAAUAAAGACCUUUUAUACAUAUAUAUAAAAAUAAUAUAUAUAUACGUCUGUAUAAAAAAAAUCUACAAAAAAGACCACAACAUAUUCAAAGUUGUGAACAUUAUGUCCUAUAACGUCAUGGUUUUAAACGAUGCUGCUCUUCAAACUUUGCCUAGACCCGAGAGACGUUUUUGUACGUGUUGGUUUCGUCUCGUCCGUUCGUGUUUGCGGCCCGUCGAGGUCCGCUAAUUCAAAGCCCCUCCCCUUUGUUCGGAUGUCGCUUUCUGCCGUCAGCCGACGAAAGCUGUACGUCUCCCCUUCAGGGUCUACGUCACACUGUUACCUUACUCGUGCCGCCACGGUUCAAUCGUAUCUACCGAGGUACCUAAAACAGUAAUGCCAUCCAUUGGGUCAAAUGUCAUGUUUCCAAGCCCACGCGAAAACACACCUCGACGGGAUCCCGGAAGGAGAAAUAACUAAAAGACAGGAUUAGCUCUUUGUAAACGUAGAAGUGUAUAUCGACUUGUCCAAGUCCACAUUCAAAAAGACAAAACCGUUGCUUGCCGUGACUUGCUUUGUUGUAAAACUGUUACAGACUUUACGUCGAGGUCGCGGGAGAAACUAGUCGUACGGCCCUCGACUUCCUGUCUUUGAGUUAUUUCAGACGACUCUUCGACGGUUUGUACGUCCCUGUUUUUGCACGCACAGAGAAUCCUUUUAUUUUGUGUCCGUUUUUUUAUGAUUAAUUACCGAUUGUAUUUUGGUCAAAACUAUGUGGUGAUCAAACAACUUUUCACUGUUAAUAAAAAGUACAGUCAAA
Messenger RNA from Triplophysa dalaica, 5594 nucleotides. It is a transcript of the gene ppfia2, whose product is annotated as PTPRF interacting protein alpha 2. The coding region runs from base 191 to 3940 and encodes 1249 amino acids. The transcript is spliced from 31 exons. Gene Ontology annotation, cellular component: presynaptic active zone. The record is from RefSeq and is a predicted model, not a curated record. Gene Ontology annotation, biological process: synapse organization. Lineage: Eukaryota; Metazoa; Chordata; Actinopteri; Cypriniformes; Nemacheilidae. Gene Ontology annotation, molecular function: protein binding.